GUCAUGUUGAAUUUUCAGAGAAAUCAGGCUCGUCUACUAGAUGUAAUGAUAGACCAGAAACUGAGAUGUGUGUCAACUCCCCAUUUUCUGUCACGGCAUUUUGGUCUCGCUCCCAUCACCAAUGUCCACAUAACUUGAGCCGUAAAGAUGACAUCAUCCACGCUUUGUCGUCAAUUUUCACUGGCCGAAAUCCAGUCAGCCACAAGAGGUUUCAGUGACGCAUAUAUUAUUGGAAAUGGUGGAUUCGGUAAAGUCUACAAAGGCCUCAUCGAUACUGAGUCUGUUACCGUGGGCGUGGCCAUCAAGCGGCUCGCAUCAAAUUCCAACCAAGGGGAGACUGAGUUUGCUGCGGAGAUUGAAACACUCACCAAGUUCCGACAUCGUAAUCUAGUGUCUCUGAUUGGCUACUGCAGUGAGCAAGGAGAGAUGAUUCUUGUUUAUGACUACAUGCCUAAUGGAACCCUAGCAGAUCACCUUCACAAACUAUCGAGGAGUAGCGACCACACCUCAACAACUCUCUCAUGGAUUCAACGACUUAAGAUAUGUAUUGGAGCUGGCCGAGGUCUGGACUAUCUUCAUUCCGGUUGCUCCAUCAUACAUCGCGAUGUCAAGCCUGCAAAUAUCCUUUUGGAUGAGAAUUUCACAGCUAAGGUUUCAGAUUUUGGGUUGGCCAAACAUUUAGGCCAAGAUUUCUUACAAAGUCAUGUCCUCACAAACGUUAAGGGUUCAUUUGGGUAUUUUGACCCAAGCUAUUUUACCAGCGGCAGACUUACUAAGGCCAGUGACACUUAUGCUUUUGGGGUAAUUUUAUUGGAGGUGUUGAGUGGGAGACCAGCGGUUGAGCAAAGGCUUGGUGAGGAUGAGUUGUGUAUGAGAAUGUGGGCUCUGGAUAAAAUUCAAAAUGGAAAAGCUGAGCAGAUUGUAGCUUCGAAUUUGAAGGGAGAUAUCUCAGAAGAUUGCCUCAAGACAUUUGUUGGGGUUGCUAAAAGAUGUUUGCAUCGUCAACCAAAGAAACGACUCACAAUGACCGGAGCUGUAGCCCAGCUUGAGUUAGCCCUUGAACAACAGGAGAGGAAAGGGAUGACAACACAUAAAUCACAACUUUGGCCAUUUUGGAAUAGAGUUAUACCAUCUGCAUCAACACAAAAGGAUGAGAUCAAUGAGGUUGAAGAUGAGAUGCAGCCAAUUGCUCCCCCUUCCUUACGAGUGAAUCAUACUGUUAAUAUGGUGCCAAUUUAUGUCCCUUCCAUUCCAUUAGCUGAAAUAAUGGACAUGACAGAUGAUUUUAGCCGGAAUUCUUUCAUUUCUAAUGGAUACCGAGGAAGAGGAAGUGUAUUCCAUGGGGUCCUGAAAAGUGGACAGGAUGCAGCAAUUAAAAGGUUCUAUCUGUUGCGAGAACAUGAAUUAAUAGCACAGAUCUCAACAGUAUCUAGGCUGAAGCAUGAGAACGUGGUGAAACUAGUUGGUUACUGUUUGGAUACUGGUCUGAAGGUGUUGGUGUAUGAGUUUGCUCCACGAGGCUCCCUGCAUGAAAUUCUUCAUGGACGACGACAAGGCAUGAAAGGCUUAGAGUUGGAGUCAUGUCCGGCUUUAUCAUGGUCCCAACGAAUCAAAAUCGCGGUUGGAGUUGCAAGGGGAUUAUCCUACAUUCAUGAGAAUGCACUGAUUCAUCAUAAGAUCAGAUCCAACAAGGUUUUACUUUUUGCUGAUGAAACUGCUAAGAUAACUGAUCUUUAUCUAUCAACUCAAUGCUCCUAUUGCCGCACCGUGCCAUUUAUGGAAGAUCGUCAUCCUAGUGUCCUCUCUAUUGGUUAUGAGCACCCAGAACAGAGUAAACACACUCAGAAAAGUGAUGUUUACUGCUUUGGUGUGAUUCUGCUUGAGCUCUUGACAGGUUGUAAACCAGUUGAUGUUGAUCACACACAACGAGCAAGGCGGAGGCACAUUGUGCCUUGGGCAAAACCACAGCUCUUUCCAGAAAAGAUACACAAUAUUGUCGAUGCUAGACUCAAAUCAGACUACCCACCCAAUGCAGUUGAAAGGAUGGCUGCAGUUGCUGCAUUGUGCCUUCAAGAUGAAGCUGAUUUUCGUCCAGACAUGAGUAUUGUUGUACGAACUCUCCAAUCCAUCUCCAUGGAACCAAACCACAAUUAAUAUUUUGAGGGAACGCUUAUUUUGCAUAAUUGACUAUUUUUAUCUUUGAAAGUAAGAUUUCUUCAAUCCCACUUUUUGAAUGGAAUAUAAAUGAAGGGCCUUGGGUUGGGAAUAUCCAAAAUUUCAAUUAAUCUAAGAAAA
This is a messenger RNA of Salvia miltiorrhiza (redroot sage), 2295 nucleotides long. Its product is annotated as probable serine/threonine-protein kinase PBL2. Lineage: Eukaryota; Viridiplantae; Streptophyta; Magnoliopsida; Lamiales; Lamiaceae. The transcript has 7 exons. Gene Ontology annotation, biological process: protein phosphorylation. The coding region runs from base 148 to 2154 and encodes 668 amino acids. The record is from RefSeq and is a predicted model, not a curated record. Gene Ontology annotation, molecular function: protein kinase activity; ATP binding.